This is a messenger RNA of Dimorphilus gyrociliatus, 1250 nucleotides long. The record is from the annotation of a GenBank genome assembly. NCBI's taxonomy places the organism in Eukaryota, Metazoa, Annelida, Polychaeta, Dinophilidae.
UUACAGGUGGCGCUUCUGUAACAAAAAGUGCUAGAGAGCAAAAGGAGGCAAAGGAAAUCGCUUUCUCUCAUUCCAACCAUGAACAACGUUUCGAACGAAUCAAACUCAGAAGUUCCGGUAUGGAAAGCAAUGACGGCUUUAAAAAUAUCUGGAAUUUGUGCCUACAUAACAGUGUUUACAGUGGCCGUGGUCAACAAUUUAAUUGUUCUAACGGUGAUAGUUACCCAGAAGAAUAUGAGGAAUAGUACUAAUUUAUUCAUUGGAAAUUUAGCUGUGGCUGAUUUAACUGUUGCUUUUCUGGUUCAACCGUUCACUUUAUUUCACGAGCUUUUGAUGGAGUGGCCUUUUGGUGGCUUUACUUGCAAGUUGGUAGCCUAUCUGCAAGGUCUAGCAGUUUCCGCUUCCGUUUCAACUUUGGCUGCGGUAGCGGUCGAAAGGUAUUUUGCAGUAGUCCUCUCUAAGGGUGGUAAUCAACUUCAGGGCUUCUGGGCUGCAUUCGUUUUGUUCCUCUUGUGGACAAUACCUGCUGUCUUAAACAUACCAUGGAUCUUAUUUUUCGAUACGAAAACAAUUCAAGGACCCAAGAUUACCCUGACCAUCUGCCGGCCUCAGACUAACUUUUAUUUCCGAUCUUACUUUAUCGGUGUUGUUCUCUUGGCCUUUUACGUACUGCCACUACUUUUCAUGUGCGUCUGCUACGCUCUAAUCGGAUUGAAAGUCUGGGGAAGAGCUCGAGGUUUAAAGAUCUCCUCUUCCGCCGCCGCUAGAAACAUACACAGAUCAAAGAUAAGGAUAGUUAGAAUGCUUUGUACUGUAACAGUAGUAUUUGCUAUAUCCUGGCUACCUGUUCAUAUAGUGACACUUUAUGUUACAAUUAAUAAGCCUCUCACCUUAGAUGAAAACCGAUUAAUUAGGGAAGGAGUAAGGCCCAUAGUACGAUUUGUCAGCUCAGUCAACACAGCUGUUAAUCCGUUCAUCUAUUGCUACUUUUCAAAGCAGUUUCGUCGUGGCUUCUCAAAAAUAAUCGGAAGAAGGUUUGUUUGUUCAGACAGAGGCAGUAACGAUAUUUAGGCAAAGAAAUACGUCUUAAUAACCUAUUGACUUUUUGAUUAUUUAAAUAGACAGAAAUAAGAAAAAAACUAGUCAAAAUAACAAACAAACUUAGGAAGAAAAAACAUAAUAACGAAGAAUAUACUGUCUAAAACUCAUACUAACAUCGAUUUUCGUACAUAAAAAUAUAUUCUUAAUAU